CCUGGUGUUGUUCCUAUUGUUUAAUAUGGCAGUUUAUCCAAACGGUCACAUUUCUUGUGUAAAAGUGGAAAAUUCUAGUACGCGUAUGUUAUAACAGCGAUAAUCAAGUGAAAAUCCAGAGAUUUUCAGUUUAAGUUAUAAAAAUUCCUAUUCCGAGCAUCAUGGCUAAAACGAUGAACAACGUACACUUUGCAAACGGUUUCCACCAGAACGGCGAUUCGUCGUCGGAGGUGAGCCCCACGCAAGAGGAGAUGCACGACCUGGAGGAGACCGACGAGCCGGAGCUCUACCUGGAGUACGCGGACGAGACGCACCAAGCCAGCACUCUCUCUUCGCUGAACAAGAUGCGAAAAAACCGUCAUUUCUGUGACGUCAUUCUUCACGUUGGGAACAUUGAGGUCCACGCCCAUAGAGCAGUUCUAGCCAGCGCAUCUCCAUACCUAUUUGAGUUGUUUUCCAAUGACCAAGACAACAAAAGACUCGAAAAUGUUAUCACCUACACGCUUAAUGGCGGGUUCGACCAAAUUGCCUUUUCCAUUUUGGUGGACUAUGCCUACACAGCAAAACUUGUUUGCAAAUAUAGUCAGGUUAAAGCUGUAUUUUUGGCUGCAAAUCAUUUAAAAAUUGAACGAGUCACAAGAAUAUGCGCCCAACAUCUCAUGAAACAUUUAUCAGCUGAAAACUGCAUUGAGAUAAGAUCGCUUCCUGGCAUAGCGAGAAAUAAAGAGUUCAUUCAACAGGUUGACUCUUACAUCGACAAAGAAUUUGCAAACGUUAGUAAAAUCAACACGUUGUUGAAUUUGUUCUGCGCCAGGAUUGAAGUUUUGAAUCAGUCCAAGGAGGAAAUGUCCUUUGUGAACAGAAACUCUCUAUGCAGACUCGUUUUGGAGUGGAUUAAAAGACAGAAAACCGAUGAGAACAUCAACAUGGAUGUGCUCUUUGAAAAAACUUUUAUGCUGUAUCUUGCUAUCGAUAACUCCUUACAAGAUUGCCUUAUUUUGCCAGCCGGAGAUAUCAGUGAUACUGAAAUAGUACAAGAUUAUAAAAAAAUGUCGUUGAAAAAUACUCAGAGUAACGGCAAACUCAAACGUAAACCAUUGCAGCAACCUUCAAAGCCAAGAGUACUGAUUUAUAACCGCGAAAUCGGUGAAGAGCUCGAAUAUGAAGUCGAGCCAGACUGGAAACUCAUAUCAUCUGUAAACGUUGACGAGAACUGUUUUCUUGCUCUGGUUACUCUUGGUGGAAAAUUAUGCACCCUUUCCAUUCAACUAAGACUGAAUACCCCUUCGACUCCAUCCCCAGUUCAAACUCCAGACGCAAGCAGAUCUGUGAGCGAAGAAAAACCCGACUUGUACUGCGCAGUAGCAAAUAUGUCUUGCCAGAGAUGCGCAGUAGGUUGUGGAAACUAUUUUAACACCCUAUUAGUGUGCGGUGGUUAUGACAGAACAGAAUGCCUACGUUCCGUAGAACAAUACAACCCCGAUACAAACACAUGGAAAAACUUACCGCAAAUGCGCGAAAGCCGCGGACGAUUCAAAAUCGCCGUCGUUUCGGACAAAGUCUAUGCGAUCGGUGGCAGCAACGGAACUACAGAGCUGGACUCGGUCGAGGUUCUUGACAUGGCCGUCGGUAAAUGGACGAAAGCCCCGAAAUUACCCCUCGCCAGGAGUAACAUGGGCGUUUGCACUCUGAACGACUUGAUUUAUUGCAUUGGAGGUUGGAACGGCCAAGUCGGAAUCAAGCAGUGCGAUGUUUAUGACCCAGCGACGUCCACUUGGGGUUCUAUGGCACCAUUAAAUACAGGGCGCUACCAAGCCGGCGUGGCGGCCUACAAGAACUUCGUCUACGCCUUAGGCGGCUGCGACGCGUGGAACUGUCUAAAUUCAGUGGAAGUCUACGAUCCGGAGAAGGAAUCUUGGUCGUUGUCGAAACCCUUCAACACCGCACGUCGUGGUUGCGGCGCUGCCGUUUUCAACAACAAAUUGUACGUUAUCGGCGGAUCGGACGGUUCGCAUUCCCUCAACACUACCGAGAUUUUCGAUGAAGAGACUCAGAACUGGACUGUAGGACCUACCAUGACCACGCCUAGGGCUAAUGUCGAAGUUGCCGUGGUUGGGGAUAGAUUGUAUGCAGUAGGAGGAUUCUCAGGUAAAAACUUCUUAAACACAAUCGAAUACUUGGACGCCAAAUCCAACGAAUGGACCACGUUCAUUCCCAAAGGCACCUGCGACUUCAUACAAGUGCGCAGAAAGCCGCGCAGCAGGAAAAACUCGAGGAAAAGCAUAUCGGAAGACAAGAGCAGCACUAAACAAAACGGCAACGUCGCGACGUCUCCCAGCGUUGACAUAUCGGAACCCACCUCGGCGGCGGAAGCAUCCGAUUAAACGCGUUGUGCAAAUUUAUGGUAUUUUGGGGUCGAAAAUUAACUGAAAUUUGCAUUUCCAAGGCGCCUAAACGAGGAGACCUUGACAUACUAUAUUAUGUAAUUUUCGACCUUGCAUUGAUAUAACCUACAUAAAUAGAUAAAGUAUUAUAUUCAUAUACAUAAUUUAGGAGGAUCGCCUUUAAAUUUGUCCCGCGAUCUAAAAAUGGGACCAAUUUAAUUGCAACAAAAGUCAGCCAUUCUCUCAUCGUUACUUGUUAUGUUUGUAGUGCUGUUACAUUUUAAAUAGAAUAUUUAAUGGUAUAUUGUGCACUUAGAAGUCUAAAUAUCCUUUGCAAGUGCUGUGGAAUUGUUAACUCGAUUGUUUAACUUAAAGACCUAUUUUAAAUUCCUUUUUUGUGGUUACUUUUUGUCUUGGUUUUAAAAAUUAAUUUAUUUAGCAAGCACAAUUGCCAUUACUUGUCUUGUGAUUAAAUGUAAGAUAUAUUAAAACAUAAAGCUUUGAAAAUAAAGUAAUAAUAGUUAAAUCUACACAUACUCUACAAUAUACAUUUUAUUCUAGUGUGUAGAUUUUGCUUUUACAUUUUAAAUAUGAAAAAUAGCUUUGUUUGCAGAGCUAAUGCAAAUAAUAUAAUUAAAAAUAUUCUGUAAACAAACCUAUAGAAAAUAAAUGUACUAAAUUUUCAUUUAAAAUGUCAUGUAUCUCAUUUCAUAAAUGCUAAGUUAGUGUUUAAUGAUUUUGUUUGCUCAUUUUAAUAUUAAUUCGCAAUGCAGUUUUAUAUGUGUAUAUUGAG
Brassicogethes aeneus is the source of this 3177-nucleotide messenger RNA. Lineage: Eukaryota; Metazoa; Arthropoda; Insecta; Coleoptera; Nitidulidae. The record is from the annotation of a GenBank genome assembly.